This is a messenger RNA of Aphidius gifuensis, 2644 nucleotides long. RefSeq names its product heterogeneous nuclear ribonucleoprotein A1, A2/B1 homolog (gene Hrb87F). The coding region runs from base 354 to 1559 and encodes 401 amino acids. NCBI's taxonomy places the organism in Eukaryota, Metazoa, Arthropoda, Insecta, Hymenoptera, Braconidae. Gene Ontology annotation, molecular function: RNA binding. The record is from RefSeq and is a predicted model, not a curated record. The transcript is spliced from 6 exons.
UCUAGGUCUCACCGCUCAUGUACGCCACUACCGUCGAAAAAAUGCCCUUCAUUAUCAUCUCAAAAGUAGCUUCUAAUUGAACAUCUAAUCUUCACAAUACAUUUCAUUUCAUGCAUUAAAUACGACGCCAAACAGUAAUGCCGACAAGAACAAACAGGGGUUCACUCGAGUAAUUUCAAGGAGCUGUAAAAAUUGCUAGUACAACACAAUAUACUGCAUACACAUCAUAGUCACAUUUGUUAUAGUAUCGUGAAUUACUCACCAAACCGAACGUGUCAUAAUCACAGUUGUUUUGGCAAUUAGAAGAAGAUUGAUCUUGAACGAGUGCCCGUCAUUGAUAAGCUUCAUUAAGAAUGGUCAAAAUGGAACAUGAAGAUGGUAAAAAUGAACCUGAGCACGUCCGCAAGCUUUUUAUUGGUGGUCUUGAUUACCGCACUACAGAUGACUCUCUCAAAAAACAUUUUGAGCAGUGGGGAGAAAUUGUAGAUGUAGUGGUGAUGAAAGAUCCGAAAACAAAAAGAUCAAGAGGUUUUGGUUUUAUUACCUAUUCUCGUGGCCACAUGGUUGAUGAUGCCCAAAAUGCAAGACCCCACCGAGUCGAUAAUCGAGUAGUUGAACCCAAAAGGGCAGUCCCCAGGCAAGAGAUUGGACGACCUGAAGCUGGAGCAACGGUUAAAAAGCUCUUCGUUGGUGGCUUGAAAGAUGACCACGAAGAAGAGGAUUUAAGACAAUAUUUCCAAGUAUACGGAAGUAUAAAUUCAAUUAGUGUCGUCACUGACAAAGAGACUGGAAAAAAACGAGGAUUUGGGUUUGUUGAGUUUGAUGAUUACGAUCCGGUUGACAAAAUUUGUCUUCAAAGAAACCAUCAGAUCCGUGGGAAACAUGUUGAGGUCAAAAAGGCCUUAAGCAGAGCAGAAAUGGCAUCAGCGUCUGGAGGUAGUGGUGGUGUCGGCGGUGGUGGUAAUGGCGGCGGCGGUAGUGGGAGCGGAGGUAGUAAUAGUAGUAACCGCGGCGGUCCAGGUAAUACUCGCGGAGGCCAAGGUGGUGGCAGAGGUCCUCGUAGUAGUGACGGUGGAAGUUGGGGUGUUCGUGGAGGAGGUAGUAAUGAUUGGAAUAACGGUGGUGGAAAUCAAGUGGGUGGGGGCAAUCAAGGUGGAGGUUAUGUUGGUGGAAAUCAAGGAUGGGGAAGUGGCAACGGACCAUGGGAUAGCCAAAAUCAAGGAGGAGGAUGGGGAGGCCAAGGUCAGGGUUCAUACAACAGUGGAGGAAACUGGAGCAAUGAUAACUUCGGUAGUGGAUACCAACAAGGUUAUGGCGGCGGACCAGUUAGGAACAAUUUCAACUCCGGUGGACGGCCGGCACCCUAUGGUAGUAGUAUGGGUCCAAGUGGUCGACAAUCUGGAGAAUCGAGGUGGAUUCCUCAAUUUGGUGGACAAGGACCGAUGACCGGAAACUCUGGCGUCGGUGGUGGCUAUGGAGGUGGAAAUCAAGGUGGUUAUGGCGGGAAUAUGGGAGGAGGUGGCGGCAACAUGGGCGGAGGAGGUGGAAGACGAUACUAAAAAUCAACAGAACAACUCUCUUGAACGGUGAUCCCCUACUACUUGUCUUCUAGUCACACCGUACAAUCUGUUUAGUUGAAGGAGCAGGCAGGCAGGGCUAGACAGGACAUGGCAGGACAAUCAGGAUACUGGCCAAAGUGUGAACGAAGUCAUUCAGCCCUAGUUGUAUAGUUUGCAAUUGGGGGAAGGUUUAAUAAAAUAGAAAAAUUUCACUGUAUAGACAUUUUGUAGCAUCAAGACAAAAAGAAGAAAAAAAUAUCGAAAAUUUGAAUGACCAAUUUAUGGGAAAUCCAUCAUAUAAGUAUGUUAUGUUUUAUAUAAUAAAACCAAAAGUAAAGAUAAAUCAGCUUGGAUUCGAUUGAGGGAUUAACGAUUUAUCUAAUAUCAUUAAAUGCAUGUCAGGGUUUAUGUUCAUGCGUUUUGUAUUGUUCAAGAUCAAUAGGUGUGAUUGCUGAAUAGAAGUGCAUUUCAUAGUAAGAAUAUCGAUUUUUUUUACACAGACGAACCGUUCGAAGAGUAUGUUGAUAAUAUUUAAUAUUUAGCAAAUAAUAAGAUAAAAAGCAAACUGAGGAAAAUAAAAACAAAUAAGUAAAAACAGAUUACAUACAGUUGAGCGGCAUUUUUUGUAUCGGUGUCUAAUUUAAGCAUUCAAUCACUGAUAGUGUUAUAGUUGUAUGGUGUAGAUUAAUAUAUACUUAUAAUAUAUCGUUAUAUAUUAUGAUAUAUUAGUAUUAUACGUAACUAGUGGGUGUAUUGGCUAUGUAGUUCAAUCGAGUGUCAUAUGCGGUGCUCGAAGCUACAACGAGAGAAAAGCCUCGAGUGAGGGCUGAGAGUGACGCAGAUGGCACGAGAAAACUACACCAAUGCAUAACGAGUCACGUAGUUUAAUAUAUGUAUAUAUAUAUAACAUUUAGUGAUAAAAAAAUUGUGAAGAGCUAAGCAAAGAAGUUGAAAGAAAUUUAAUUAAAAAAAGAAAUAAAGCAAGCAUGAUUUGUAUUCUUGACGAUAGUAAACGCGAUUCAAUACAAUUUAAAACAAGAAAUAAAAGCCUCUAAAAAGACAACCACUUUAAAAACAGAAAUCUA